Jaculus jaculus (lesser Egyptian jerboa) is the source of this 618-nucleotide messenger RNA. It is a transcript of the gene Dynlrb2, whose product is annotated as dynein light chain roadblock-type 2. The record is from RefSeq and is a predicted model, not a curated record. Gene Ontology annotation, cellular component: centrosome; cytoplasmic dynein complex; cytoplasm. Gene Ontology annotation, molecular function: dynein intermediate chain binding. Gene Ontology annotation, biological process: microtubule-based movement. The transcript has 4 exons. Bases 129 to 419 code for a protein of 96 amino acids. NCBI's taxonomy places the organism in Eukaryota, Metazoa, Chordata, Mammalia, Rodentia, Dipodidae.
CUGAUGCGCAGGCGCACCCGGGCACUCAGACCACUUCCUCCGCUGUCUCCUAGCAACGGGUGGAAGCGUUGUUGACAUCGCUGGAGGCCGAGGCGCCAGCCUGAGUCCAGAGACUGCCGGGACGCGCGAUGGCAGAAGUGGAGGAGACCCUAAAGCGGAUACAAAGCCACAAAGGGGUCAUUGGGACCAUGGUGGUAAAUGCAGAAGGCAUUCCAAUCCGAACAACCCUGGACAACUCAACAACAGUGCAGUAUGCAGGCCUUCUCCAUCAGCUGACAAUGAAAGCCAAGAGCACAGUCCGUGAUAUUGAUCCUCAGAAUGACCUAACCUUUCUUAGGAUCAGAUCAAAGAAACAUGAAAUUAUGGUAGCUCCAGAUAAGGAAUAUCUUCUGAUUGUCAUUCAGAAUCCAUGUGAGUAGACCUGCUAUAGCCAACUCUGUCAUCAUGACAAUGAGCUGGAAACACUUCGCUCUUCAGUGGUCAUGAAAUUCCACUCCAAGUCAUUGAACAUUAUUUCCUAUUUUUACAUCUAAACUGCUCUAUAUGUCUCUUUUAGUCCAUUUUGAUUGCAUUGUGGACUUGUACUUUUGCUAUAUAAUAAACAAAUUCUGGCAUCUA